AUGACAAUGCUAUUGAGUAAAUUGCAAUUUAUAAAUCCGAGUACUAAGAAGAUUUUUAAUUAUGGAAAUAAAUACCUUAAUUGGCAAGCAAUUCGUAAGCAGACUGCAAAACCAUUAGAAGUUAACAGUGAUAUUCACUCCCCAUCUCAAUCAGAGGCGUCGAAUACUGGAGUAACAUCAGAUAUUAAUGAAGUAAAUGUUUAUCCAACUGUAACUCGAGUAGUUCCUAUGCUUUUAAGGGAUAAGGAUCCUAUAGUAUUACCUUUUGAUGAAGUCCCUGGACCGAAAUCUUUAAAAUAUCUGUCUGUUUUCCGGAAUUACUUAUCGGAAAUCGGAACUCAAAUGACAGCAAACUUUUUAACAUUUGGCCUUAAUAUUGGCCUUAUUACAUUUUCAAAAAAGUUUCAAUUGCUAGACACUGAGCUGAUAUAUAGUCAGUGUGACCCGUCUUGGAUGUACCAUAGCUUGGACAAGGCCACUGAUGCCAUUGUGAAAUGUGAAACUGGCUUCCAUUUGUGGAAAUUCUUUACUACUCCCGCUUGGUACUCGUUGGUGAAGUACUGUAAUAUUUUGGAUAGCUUAAUUGGCAAAUAUGUGCUAGAGGCAGAACAAGACCUUUCUAUAAACGCUCAGGACGAUGAUGGCAAAUAUCCCUAUUCGUUGGCAAGUGCAAUGUUAUUAAGUGAGAAUAAGUUCAAAACGGAAGACAUUGCUACAAUUUUGAUGGACAUGCUUCUUAUUGGAGUCAAUACUAUUACAACGUCGAUGUCCUUCCUAUUGUACAACAUCGCAACACAUCAAAAGUGCCAACGACAACUCCAUCAAGAGAUAGGCAACUUGAACGAAGAUAUGGUUGUGAAAGGCGUGAGCAAAUUGAAGGAAACCACGCCUUACUUACAAGCGUGCAUUAAAGAAACAUUGAGACUUGUUCCACCUAUUCCAUUAUUGACAAGGAUUUUAUCAAGAAACAUAACUCUAGAUGGAUACAAUAUUCCGCGAGGAACAUUAAUCAUAAUGUCGUCACGUGACGCGUCGCUCAAAGAAAGCAACUAUGACCACGCGUCCAUUUUCUAUCCAGAGAGAUGGCUAAAAGCAGACUGUAAGGAGUACCACGCCUUCGCAUCCAUACCAUUUGGGUUUGGUGCUAGGAAGUGUGUGGGACAGAAUAUAGCUGAAACUAUGCUUUCUUUAUUAACUAUAAGGGUAAAAAAUAUUGAUUAU
Brenthis ino (lesser marbled fritillary) is the source of this 1221-nucleotide messenger RNA. The record is from the annotation of a GenBank genome assembly. Lineage: Eukaryota; Metazoa; Arthropoda; Insecta; Lepidoptera; Nymphalidae.